AUGGUAGAAGGAGGUUUCGCCAAACUCCUCCAGAAGAAGCUGUUUUUCCGCCUCGCACAGAAGUAUCAGCCCCUUGGAAGCGGUGAGCCAGAGGAGGAGGAGACCCAUGAGGAGUGUGAGCUGAAAAUAAUUGAGCAGGAGAAAGAGGUGGCAGUUCUGCCCCCAAAAGAUGCGUGCAAGUGCCAUAAAGAAGACUUGGCUAAAGCUUUAAAUGUUGACUUACAAACUGGACUCUCUGAGUGUUCUGUGCUGCAGCGCAGGUUAAAGCAUGGCUGGAAUGAAUUUUCAGUAGAGAAUACAGAGCCAGUAUGGAAGAAAUAUCUGGAUCAGUUUAAAAAUCCCCUCAUUCUCUUGUUGCUGGCUUCCGCUUUAGUAAGUGUCAUCACAAAAGAAUACGAGGAUGCUGCGAGCAUCACCAUGGCGGUGCUCAUCGUGGUCACUGUGGCCUUCAUCCAGGAAUAUCGCUCAGAAAAAUCUCUGGAAGAACUUAACAAACUUGUGCCCCCUGAGUGCAACUGCCUAAGGGAAGGAAAACUGCAGCACCUUCUAGCACGAGAGCUUGUGCCUGGAGAUAUCAUUUAUCUGUCUGUUGGUGACAGGGUUCCUGCAGACCUCAGGCUGAUAGAGGUUACAGAUCUGCUGGUAGAUGAAUCCAGUUUUACUGGAGAAGCUGAGCCUUGUAACAAGACUGACAGUGUACUACUGGAAGCUGGAGACAUAACCACGCUGAGCAAUGUUGUCUUCAUGGGGACCCUGGUGCGAUACGGGAAGGGAAAAGGUGUAGUUAUUGGGACUGGUGAAAACUCACAGUUUGGAGAGGUGUUCAAAAUGAUGCAAGCUGAAGAGACUCCCAAAACGCCUCUCCAGAAGAGCAUGGACAGACUGGGGAAGCAACUGACUCUCUUCUCGUUCGGCAUAAUCGGUUUAAUAAUGCUCAUUGGCUGGCUGCAAGGGAAGCAUCUCCUUGGCAUGUUCACAAUUGGAGUUAGCCUGGCGGUGGCUGCCAUCCCAGAGGGCCUCCCCAUAGUGGUCACUGUCACACUGGUGCUCGGCGUUCUCCGUAUGGCCAAGAAAAGGGUGAUUGUGAAGAAGCUGCCCAUAGUAGAAACCUUAGGUUGCUGCAAUGUCAUCUGCUCAGAUAAGACGGGCACUCUGACUGCCAAUGAGAUGACGGUGACUCGGCUUGUGACUUCGGAUGGAUUCCAGGCAGAGGUCAGUGGGGUGGGAUACAAUGGAGAAGGAAACGUUUAUCUUCUGCCAUCAAAGGAGAUUCUUAAAGAAUUUUCCAACGUCUCAGUUGGGAAACUGGUGGAGGCUGGCUGUGUAGUCAAUAAUGCCAUUAUCAGGAAAAACAGCGUGAUGGGACAGCCCACAGAAGGAGCUCUCAUUGCCCUUGCAAUGAAGAUGGAAUUAGCUGACAUAAAAGAUAUUUAUGUAAGAAAUAAGGAAAUUCCGUUUAGCUCUGAGCAGAAGUGGAUGGCUGUGAAAUGCACACUGAAAAAUCAGGAUCAGGAUGAUACUUACUUUAUGAAAGGAGCAUUUGAAGAAGUGAUUCGAUACUGCUCUCUGUAUAACAGCGGCGGCAUCUCGUUAUCACUCACACCCCAGCAGAAAGCCUUCUACCAGCAGGAAGAAAAACGAAUGGGCUCCUCGGGUCUACGGGUACUUGCUUUGGCUUCAGGUCCAGAACUUGGCAAACUAACAUUUUUAGGUCUGGUUGGAAUAAUUGAUCCCCCAAGGGCUGGAGUGAGAGAAGCUGUUCAAGUCCUUCUGGAGUCUGGUGUGUCAGUAAAGAUGAUAACUGGAGAUGCCCUGGAAACUGCUGUGGCUAUAGGGCAGAAUAUUGGUCUCUGCAACGGGAAGCUGAAAGCCAUGUCUGGGGAAGAGCUUGACCAACUGGCAGAGACAGAGCUAUCAUCCACUGUCAAAAAUGUUUCCAUUUUCUUCAGGACAAGUCCAAAGCACAAACUGAAAAUAAUAAAGGCUUUGCAGAGGGCUGGUGCUAUUGUGUCAAUGACAGGAGACGGUGUUAACGAUGCUGUGGCCCUUAAAUCUGCCGAUAUCGGGAUUGCAAUGGGACAAGCUGGUACAGAUGUCAGCAAAGAGGCUGCCAACAUGAUUCUCGUGGACGAUGACUUCUCAACAGUAAUGAAUGCAAUAGAAGAGGGAAAGGGAAUAUUUUACAAUAUAAAGAAUUUCGUGAGGUUCCAGCUGAGCACGAGUAUUUCAGCUUUGAGCCUAAUUACUCUGUCAACAGUGCUCAACCUGCCAAAUCCACUCAAUGCUAUGCAGAUCUUAUGGAUCAACAUCAUCAUGGAUGGGCCACCAGCCCAGAGCCUGGGAGUGGAACCAGUUGAUAGGGAUACUAUCAAACAGCCACCCCGAUGUAUCACAGAUACUAUACUCAGCAAAUCACUGAUCCUGAAAAUCUUCAUGUCAGCUGUAAUUAUCAUCAGUGGAACCCUCUUUGUCUUCUGGAAGGAGAAUCCAAAAGGUGGCAUAACUCCUCGAACUACAACAAUGACUUUUACCUGUUUUGUGUUUUUUGACCUCUUCAAUGCCCUGACAUGCCGCUCCCAGACAAAGUUGAUAUUUGAAAUAGGCUUUUUCCGAAACCGCAUGUUCUUGUAUUCUGUGCUGGGAUCGUUUCUGGGACAGCUGGCUGUUAUAUACAUCCCUCCACUACAAAAGAUCUUCCAGACAGAGAAUUUAGGAGUGCUAGACCUGCUGUUCCUCACCAUACUGGCUUCCUCCGUUUUCAUCGUGUCCGAGUUCAUCAAACUCUGUGAGAAACACUGCUGCCAAACAAAGCACACAAAGGGAUGUCACAACUGA
Nestor notabilis (Kea) is the source of this 2835-nucleotide messenger RNA. RefSeq names its product ATPase, Ca++ transporting, type 2C, member 2 (gene ATP2C2). Bases 1 to 2835 code for a protein of 944 amino acids. Gene Ontology annotation, biological process: intracellular calcium ion homeostasis; calcium ion transmembrane transport; manganese ion transport. Gene Ontology annotation, molecular function: P-type calcium transporter activity; ATP binding; ATP hydrolysis activity. The transcript has 27 exons. Gene Ontology annotation, cellular component: Golgi membrane; plasma membrane; endoplasmic reticulum. The record is from RefSeq and is a predicted model, not a curated record. Lineage: Eukaryota; Metazoa; Chordata; Aves; Psittaciformes; Psittacidae.